Messenger RNA from Cannabis sativa, 2059 nucleotides. Its product is annotated as zinc finger protein VAR3, chloroplastic. Gene Ontology annotation, molecular function: mRNA binding. The record is from RefSeq and is a predicted model, not a curated record. Gene Ontology annotation, cellular component: cytoplasm. The transcript has 7 exons. NCBI's taxonomy places the organism in Eukaryota, Viridiplantae, Streptophyta, Magnoliopsida, Rosales, Cannabaceae. The coding region runs from base 195 to 1514 and encodes 439 amino acids.
UUAUAUAAGACUGGAUACUUAAUUACACAAAUAACAACAAAUAAUCUUUUUAACAAUAUGGUUUUUCAAUUCCAACUUGUCAUCAUUUUUGGCGCGUGUUAUCCACGCUCCUAGCCAAUAUCUAUCUAUCUAUCCACAAAACCCUUUGGUUGUCCUAAAACCCUUCUCUUUCAUAUCGAAGCAAAACCCCAUCAAUGGCUUCUUCUUCUUCGUCUUCUGCUUCAAAAUUCUUACAGUUCGGAACUACAAUCUUCCGAGCCCACAAACCUCUAUCUCUAUUACCAAAACCUUCUAUUAUCUGUUCCUCCUCCUUCUCCAAAAUUUUCCUUUCUUCCCAAUCCCUGCGUUUCCCCGCCACCCGUAGUAGCUACUACUGUUCCUCCGCCGCCGUUGAUGCUGUCUCCGCCUUAGAAAGCAGCAGCACUGAAGAAUCUCGUCACCCUUGGCCUGAAUGGACGGCCUUCGUUGACCGAUUGACUACCAAGGGUUAUUUUGGCGAAACCCUUGCUGCUGAUGAAGCUGACAGUCUUUACAAGAAUAUGAAAAUUUUGAAAGAUCCUUGUCUCAGCUUCGCUCGUGAUCGUUACGAUGUUCUCAAAUCAUUGUCGACGAAAGAUAUUGAGGUGCUUGUUGGAGGUGGAUGUCCUAAUCUGUUAAGGAAAGCUGUUAAUUCAGCUAAAAGAUUGAGAGCCUAUGUCAGACUCGAUGAAGGGGAUGUCUGUAGUGCUUGCAAUCUGCGAGGUUCCUGUGAUAGAGCUUAUACAAUCUUAAAGGAAUUUGAAGCUGAUGCCCGGACAGUGGAUAUAGUGCGCAUAUUGCUUUUUUAUGCUCUCGAUCCAAUUGUUAUCUCAGGGGGUGAAAAACCUGUAGGUAGAGAGCUUGUUGAAUCGUCUGCAAGAAAAUUACUUUUGGAGUUGCUUGAGCUCAGUGAAACGCCCGUUGAUCCAUCACUUCCACAGCCUGCUGCCAAAGUUCCAAAGAAGAAAGAACAAGUGUCGAGUUUGACAGAUGAUGACUUGUCGAAUAAUGUUGAAAUGAAGAGAGGAGAUUGGAUUUGUUCUAAUUGCAAUUUCAUGAACUUCUCCAAAAAUUUACGAUGCCUAAAAUGCAAAAAUGAUGGCCCUAAAAGUGUUGGCAAAAGCGAGUUUGAAAUGAAGAAAGGAGAUUGGAGCUGUCCCGAAUGUAAUUUCACCAAUUUCGCCAGAAAUAUCCGCUGCCUGAAGUGCAAAGCUGAGGGACCAAAGAAAUCUGGAGGAACUGAUAUUGAAAUGAAGAAAGGAGAUUGGAAUUGCCCAAAGUGUGAGUUCAUGAAUUUCGCAAGCAAUGCAAAAUGUCUACGUUGUCUCGAGUCACGUCCCAAAAGACUCUUAAAUCCCGGAGAGUGGGAAUGUCCCUCAUGUGAUUUCCUGAAUUAUAGAAGAAACACAGCGUGCCUGAAGUGCAGGUGCGACCGCCCUAAAGAAGCAGCAGCAAAUAGCGACUACCAGGAGAAUGUUUGGAGGCGCCCUCGCUAGCUGUGUACUUCUAUUAAUGCCCGAACACACAGUUGGAUGAUGUUAAUGAGAAGCAGUGUUACAAGCUAUCAUUACUUACAAUGAUCAUUAUUAGGUUUUAUUCACGAUUCAUCGAACUGACUCGAGCCCCCCAACACAAGAUAGUGUGCUGGCUUGGUGCUUGCGAGCUUUAUUCCGUCGGUGGUUUUAUAAGGAUACAAUACAAAACUGAGACAACAUCAACGACACAGAAUGGCUUUCUUCAUACUUAAGAAGGUGAAUUUAGAACUUGAUAUUGCGUAGAAGUUUCGGUAACUAUAUGUUCAUGGUUAGUGUGAGCACAAUUUUGGGCUAUUAUAUUGUAUUUUUGUUUCCAAUUUUUGCACUUAAUCUGUUAAUACAGUUAAUUCAAUAUCAGUUAUGGAGAGUUUUGACAAGAGGAUUAGCUCAAAUAGUCAGACAUGUAGUUUGUUUUCGUAGUGGCUUGAGGUUCGAGUCUCUCCUGUCGGUAUUUAUGUAAAAACAAGAGAAUUAGCUCAAAUAGUCAGACAUGUAGUUUGUUUUCG